This is a messenger RNA of Solanum tuberosum (potato), 966 nucleotides long. RefSeq names its product putative laccase-9. Gene Ontology annotation, cellular component: ribosome. The record is from RefSeq and is a predicted model, not a curated record. NCBI's taxonomy places the organism in Eukaryota, Viridiplantae, Streptophyta, Magnoliopsida, Solanales, Solanaceae. Gene Ontology annotation, biological process: translation. The transcript has 7 exons. The coding region runs from base 1 to 966 and encodes 321 amino acids. Gene Ontology annotation, molecular function: oxidoreductase activity; copper ion binding; structural constituent of ribosome.
AUGGCAUUCCAAAAACAGGCCAUGAAAGCCAACACUAGCUUGAUUGAAGAAACUUCUUUCGAUAGGCUUUGCCAAUCGAAGAAGAUUCUAACUAUCAACGGACGAUUCCCAGGGCCUACCAUAUACGCGCGCGCUGGAGAAACGUUGGCCCUAGACGUUGAAAACAGAGGGAAGGACAACGUUACAAUAUUUUGUUGUAAGCGUGAGGGAAAACACUUGAAGUCUGAUCAAGUGAACUGGCUAAUUGAGCCAGGGUUUAAACUAAGAAAAAACAUCACAAUAUUUGACAAGGAAGGGACGCUAUGGUGGCACGCCAUGAACAUCUGGCAAAGCGCCACAGUUCAUGGUGCUUUCAUUGUCCAUUCAAAACCCGGAACUACUCGUGAUAUUCCCAUCAUUUUAGGUGAAUGGUGGAAAAGGGAUGUCAAGGAGGUUGUCCUUGACUAUAUUGACUCAGGCAGUGGCGUAAAUUCAGACGCUUUCACUGUUAAUGGACAGCCUGGUGACUUCUACCCUUGUUCAAACAAUGGAACGUUUAGGAUAGUAGUGAAUACUGGGAAGACAUAUCUUCUCAGAGUUGUGAACGCUGCAAUGAGUAAAACACUUUUCUUUGGGAUUGCAAGGCACAACUUAACCGUAGUCGCGAUGGAUGGAAGUCCUAUAACAAAGCCAUUUUCAACGGACUACGUCGAAUUGAGUAUACAACAAUCGGUGGAUUGUAUCUUCGAGGCGAACCAGCAGCCAGAUUAUUAUUAUAUGGCAGAUCGAGCAGCUACACGAGAAAGCUUGACCUUCAAGGAUGCUAGCUAUGCAAACAUCAAUAAUAUCUUCCUUUCAGUGCAGUUCAGUUACAUCGGAGAAUUUGAGUAUGUCGAUGAUCAUAGGUCCGGAAAGAUUGUUGUCGAACUGAAUGGAAGGCUACACAAGUGUGGUGUCAUUAGUCCUCGCUUCGAUGUUGGAGAUUGA